AUGGCCACGCUGCUCCUGGGCGCCGUGCUGCUGGUGGUUCAGCCCGCGGCCCCGAACGGCUCGCUCCGGCAGCUGCCGCAGACCAUCAUCAUCGGGGUGCGCAAGGGAGGCACGCGGGCGCUGCUGGAGAUGCUCAGCCUGCACCCCGACGUGGCGGCGGCCGAGAACGAGGUGCACUUCUUCGACUGGGAGGAGCACUACAGCCACGGCCUGGGCUGGUACCUCAGCCAGAUGCCCCUGUCGGCGCCCCACCAGCUCACGGUGGAGAAGACCCCCGCCUACUUCACGUCGCCCCAAGUGCCUGCGCGAGUCCACAGCAUGAACCCAGCCAUCCGCCUGCUGCUCAUCCUGCGAGACCCGUCCGAGCGCGUGCUGUCCGACUACACCCAAGUGUUCUACAACCACGUGCAGAAGCGCAAGCCCUACCCGGCCGUCGAGGAGGUGCUGGUGCGCGACGGCCGCCUGAACGUGGACUACAAGGCACUCAACCGCAGCCUCUACCACGAGCACAUGCAGAACUGGCUGCGCUUCUUCCCGCUGCGCCACAUCCACAUCGUGGACGGCGACCAGCUCAUCAGGGACCCCUUCCCGGAGAUCCAGAAGGUCGAGAGGUUCCUGAAGCUGGCGCCGCAGAUUCACCCCUCCAACUUCUACUUCAACAAAACCAAGGGCUUUUACUGCCUGCGGGACAGCGGCCGGGACCGCUGCCUGCACGAGUCCAAAGGCCGGGCCCACCCUCACGUCGACCCCAAACUCCUCAAUAAACUGCAUGACUAUUUCCACGAGCCUAAUAAGAAAUUCUUCGAGCUGGUCGGCAGAACAUUUGACUGGCACUGA
Molecule: messenger RNA, 837 nt
Organism: Orycteropus afer afer
Lineage: Eukaryota; Metazoa; Chordata; Mammalia; Tubulidentata; Orycteropodidae
Gene: HS3ST1
Product: heparan sulfate-glucosamine 3-sulfotransferase 1
Molecular function (GO): [heparan sulfate]-glucosamine 3-sulfotransferase activity
Source: RefSeq, a predicted model, not a curated record